CUUAAGAGCCACAGGAACACUAGAGGCGGACGGUGAUAGUUACUGUCCAGUACGUUAGUACGCAGUAGAGAUUCCUUCGAUGCAGGAUCAUAUUGGAGCUGGAUUUCUAUGUUUGAUUUUUUUUUCUUCCCAGAACUGUUUCUGUAUGUUCCUGGAGAUGUACAGCGUUUAAUGUUUAGAGAUGACUUGCUCCGUUUUGUAGCAUGUUUUGGGAAAUGCCCUGAAGCUCUGGAGUGGUCAGUUUUGGGGCUUAUUUAGCUCGAGUGAUGUGUACUGACAGCUGUAGCCGGACAGUUAUCUCAUAGCUACGGAUGUGAAGACUCCUCUUGUGGCAAUAUAGAUCCGAAAACAAAACAGUUCAGGUUAGCUUUAAGAAAAUGGUUCAAGUGGAACCUGCGACAUAGACGAGUAUAUUGACGAGUGUUUAAGAAAUAGCAUGUAAGCGGCAUCAUAAGCUGAUGAAAUAGCACAUGCAUCGUAGUUUGGGAAAUUAAAACGGACAACAUGAGGAUUUUAAGGGCUUUAAUGAGCAACGCAUCGAUCGGGAAGCUUGUUGAUCAUUACUCCAGGUUUUCUCCUUCGCCUCUGUCUAUGAAACAGUUCAUAGAUUUUGGUUCAGAAAAUGCAUGUGAGAAGACAUCUUUCAUGUUCCUGAGAGAGGAGCUGCCAGUCAGGCUGGCUAAUAUCAUGAAGGAGAUAAACCUUCUGCCUGAUAAUUUACUCAGGACACCUUCAGUGCGCCUGGUGCAGAGCUGGUACAUUCAAAGUCUCCUCGAUAUACUGGAGUUCAAAGAGAAAAAUGCAAAUGAUGGAAAAGUCAUUUUUGACUUCACAGAUGCAGUGAUCAAGAUCCUUAACAGGCAUAAUGAUGUGGUACCCACAAUGGCACAGGGAGUGGUAGAGUAUAAGGAGGCAUAUGGUACUGACCCUGUAACCAGCCAGAACAUGCAGUACUUCCUGGACCGCUUUUACAUGAGCAGAAUUUCCAUCAGAAUGCUCCUCAACCAGCACUCGCUGCUGUUUGGAGGGAAGGCGCAGGUGAACCCAGCUCAUCCUAAACAAAUAGGCAGCAUCGAUCCUUUCUGUCGUGUCACUGACGUGAUCAAAGAUGCAUAUGAAAAUGCUCGAGGCUUAUGUGACCGAUACUACAUGAACUCGCCAGAAUUAAAGCUAGAAGAAUUCAAUGGUAAAGAACCCAGCAAGCCCAUAACUGUGGUUUAUGUGCCAUCUCAUUUGUAUCACAUGGUGUUUGAAUUAUUCAAGAAUGCCAUGCGAGCCACCAUGGAGCUGUAUGGUGAUGUUAUGGAGUACCCUCCAGUUCAUGUUAAGAUUAUCCUAGGUCAUGAAGAUCUCACUGUGAAGGUCAGUGAUCUUGGAGGUGGGGUACCACUCAGGAAGAUUGACAGGCUGUUCACAUACACUUACUCCACUGCCCCGAGGCCUCAAAUGGACACAUCCCGUGCUGCACCUCUGGCUGGUUAUGGCUACGGUCUGCCCAUCUCCAGACUGUAUGCCAGGUACUUCCAGGGGGAACUGCAGCUCUACUCGAUGGAGGGCCACGGCACAGACGCUGUAAUAUACAUCAGAGCACUUUCUACAGAGUCCAUUGAAAGACUCCCAGUAUAUAACAAAUCAGCAUGGAAACAUUACAAGACGAACCACGAGGCAGAUGACUGGUGUGUGCCGAGCAAAGAGCCCAAAGACAUGAGCACCUUCCGCACCAUGUAGAGGUUUCUGUAUCAAAUACAGAUCACACAACGCCUGUUGAGAUUAUGUUAGUUGAAAUGUACAUUACAUUAUAGAAAUGUAAAGUAUGAAUGAAAAUUACUGCUAAAUGAAAGUGUUUGAUUUUCACUUACGUUGAAAUGAUUGUAUUGUUACAUGGAGUGCUCUAUCAAGUAUCUAGUGUUAUAAAAGUCACUGGGAAAGCCUGCAUUAGUCCAAAUGGUUGUGUUCGAAUGCUUUUUGAUUAGGUAUUGUGUUACAGCGAUUGCCAGUACUUCUUACGUGUUGACUUUUUGCAGAAUUUUUUAAAACAAAUUCUUUACAAACAUGUUAUUAAUAAGCUCAUAAGUGUUACAAAAUGAAUAAUGCUAACUAAAAUGAGUAGUUGUUGCUUUCACUGUCUAUUGCUGACUGGUGUAAUGAUGGUAGUAGCUAAUUACCAUGUAUGUAACUUUACUUACUGCUAAAAACAGCAACACACACACGUGAAAAUAAAUUUAUUGGUGCAGCUUGUACAUUCGUACCAGAGAAAUAACUGGAUAUUAGGCUUUCCUCAUGGUCUGACAAAGUCCUGUAUUGAAAACAAUAAAAAUCCAUUUCUCCAGGGACUCGGCAAAUUGUAUAACUAAUAUUGGUGCAAUUGAAACAGAUGGGAUUAAGACAGGACAUGCAAAUAAAAUUAAGAAAAUGAAUGACCAGACUACAUCAAAACUUUUAGCAUUCGCUAUUGUUUUGUUCAAUUUCAAGUCUUUAUCCCAAACCCUGCUUUGAUACUAAAACAAUUAUCUUUAAAAUCUUGACUAGAUGCUCAAUUAAUAGAGAAAGAGUAUUACCAUAACCAACGCAGUCAAACAAACUGCAACACCUAAAUAAUUUCACUUUUUGCUGUUUAGAAAUCGCAAAAUGGUCUUACACUAUUGAGCUAUUCUACUCAGUAGAAAACGUGUCCAAAAGUUUAAAUCAAUAAUGUUUUUCUUCUGAAGUUAAGGUGUAUAAAAUAUUUCAUUUGUACAUUUAAAAACCAUGUCACCAUUUGCCUGUUAAAAGACAAACAUAGUGCUUUCACUUGAGGACUGUACAAAGUUCCAGCAAAGAAGGUUUAUACAGAGGGACAGGAGACAUGUACUAAGUAAAAAGAGAUAGAAAGAGGUUUUUAAAAACAAAACUAAUUUUUGUUCCAAAAUUAGUGGCAUCUGUGUGUGAAUAUCUUGUUCUCUUAAAAAAUAAAGUCAAGAAACAUUAUUUUGUUGUGCACAUAAAAUACAAUAAAAAAUCUGUUUGGUCCAUAAAAGGUAGCACUCAAUCAUGUAGAUGGUCCACAGUGACGUGUUUCUCGAACCAGUUUCACAUAGCCCUAGCUAGGACUCGCUUUUUUUCUUGUGUUGGCGAAAGUUGUACAAUGGAGCACUUUAGGUUUAAGGCAUCAGGCAAAGAAUUAGACAAUUCUUAAAUCUGCUGUUUUCUGGUAUGAGCAGUACUUCUUAUUCAUUAAGGGUCCUACAAGAUGCACAGACAAUAACAUGUACCUGCUCUGCACUUUAGUUCCUACUAAUUAACGAUGGACUGAUUUUACAUUGACUGCAGUGACAUUUCCCCCCUGCGAUUGACGUUAGAAUUAAACAGCAAAAAAGCCGUCAGCUGCCUGCUUGACACGAACCAGGGUGUGUCAGUGCUUCAGAAAAGUAGAAAUAAAGAGGAGGAAAAAAAAAAA
Hemibagrus wyckioides is the source of this 3436-nucleotide messenger RNA. It is a transcript of the gene pdk1, whose product is annotated as pyruvate dehydrogenase kinase, isozyme 1. The record is from RefSeq and is a predicted model, not a curated record. Gene Ontology annotation, biological process: regulation of glucose metabolic process; protein phosphorylation. The transcript is spliced from 11 exons. Bases 505 to 1728 code for a protein of 407 amino acids. Lineage: Eukaryota; Metazoa; Chordata; Actinopteri; Siluriformes; Bagridae. Gene Ontology annotation, cellular component: mitochondrion. Gene Ontology annotation, molecular function: pyruvate dehydrogenase (acetyl-transferring) kinase activity.